Terrapene triunguis (Three-toed box turtle) is the source of this 7114-nucleotide messenger RNA. RefSeq names its product ubiquitin specific peptidase 31 (gene USP31). The transcript has 16 exons. The record is from RefSeq and is a predicted model, not a curated record. Gene Ontology annotation, biological process: protein deubiquitination. Bases 1 to 4002 code for a protein of 1333 amino acids. Gene Ontology annotation, molecular function: cysteine-type deubiquitinase activity. NCBI's taxonomy places the organism in Eukaryota, Metazoa, Chordata, Testudines, Emydidae.
AUGUCCAGGGUGAGCGGCCCCGGGCCGGCCGGCGGCCCCAAGGAGAAGCGCUCCUUCAGCAAGCGGCUGUUCCGGGGCCGGGCCGGCGCGGGCUCGGGCUCGGGCUCGGCCCGCUCGCUCAGCAGCUUCAUGAGCCGGGUGCUCAAGACCCUCUCCACCCUGUCGCACUACAGCUCCGAGCCCGAGGCGGGCCGGGGCCCGCCGCCCCCGCGCCUGCCCCCGCCGCCCAGCGGCCUGGCCAGCUGCUUCCACCCGGCCCGCCCGCCGCAGAGCCCCGAGCCCGAGCCGCCGCCCGAGGCGCCGGAGCCGGGCCCGGAGCCGGUGCCUGGGGUGGCCGGGCUGAAGAACCACGGGAACACGUGCUUCAUGAACGCCGUGCUGCAGUGCCUCAGCAACACCGAGCUCUUCGCCGAGUACCUGGCGCUGGAGCAGUACCGCGGCGGGGGCGGGGGCGAGGCGGGCGGCGAGCCGCCCCGCGCCGGGGACGGGACCCCCCCCGACAACGGCGCCCCGCCGCCGCCCAAGGGCGAGGUCACCGAGCAGCUGGCGCACCUGGUGCGGGCGCUCUGGACGCUGGAGUACACCCCGCAGCACAGCCGCGAGUUCAAGAGCAUUGUCUCGAAGAACUCCAUGCAGUACCGAGGGAACUCGCAGCACGAUGCACAGGAAUUUCUGCUCUGGCUGUUAGACAGAGUUCAUGAAGACCUGAACAAUUUAGUGAAAUACAAUGGCAGACCUCCAUUGAAGCCACCGUUGGAAGAUGCUGCGCUGCUCGAGGCACCAGGCUUUCCAAUCAGUAGCACUUUCAUACAGGAACUCUUUCAAGCCCAGUACAGGUCCUCUCUGACGUGCCCUCAUUGUCAGAAGCAGAGUAACACCUUUGACCCUUUCCUCUGCAUCUCUCUGCCAAUUCCUCUGCCUCAUACACGACCUCUGUAUAUCACUGUGGUGUAUCAAGGGAAGUGUUCGCAUUGCAUGCGCAUCGGUGUGGCAGUGCCUCUGUCUGGAACAGUGGCGAAAUUGCGCGAAGCAGUAUCCAUGGAAACCAAGAUACCCACUGAGCAGAUUGUGCUGACGGAGAUGUACUACGAUGGGUUCCAUCGCUCCUUCUGUGACACUGAUGACCUGGACACGGUUCAGGACAGUGACUGCAUUUUUGCCUUUGAGACCCCUGAGAUAUUUAGGCCUGAGGGGAUCCUUAGUCAGAGAGGAAUUCAUGUGAACAAUAACCUGAAUAACUUGAAAUAUGGCACUGACCACCACAGAACAUUAUCUUAUACACAAGGGGCGGUGAAGUCUGGGAAACAGGAAACCUCUACUCGCUCAGCAGCCAGUGACAAGAUUGUAUUGCUGGUCUGCAACAGAGCAUCUACCGGACAGCAGGGGAAAAGGUUUGGCCAGCCCUUUGUGUUGCACCUGGAGAAAACAAUUGUGUGGGAUCUCCUCCAGAAGGAAAUCCUGGAGAAGAUGCAAAAUAUUCUGCGGCCCUCAGCCUGCAUUCAGGUGUGUCCAUUCAGCUUGCGGGUGGUUAGUGUUGUGGGCAUAACAUACCUAUUACCUCAGGAGGAGCGGCCCCUCUGCCACCCCACUGUGGAACGGGCACUGAAAUCAUGUGGACAGGGUGGAACUGCUCAUGUGAAGUUGGUGGUAGAAUGGGACAAAGAGACUAAAGAUUAUUUGUUUGUGAACAUGGAGGAUGAGUACGUCCCAGACUCCGAAAGUGUCCGCCAGCAGAGGGAGCUUCAUCACCAGCCUCAGUCCUGCACUUUAUCUCAGUGUUUCCAACUUUACACCAAAGAGGAACAGCUUGCUCCAGAUGAUGCAUGGCGCUGCCCCCAUUGCAAGCAGCUGCAGCAGGGGAGUAUUACAUUGAGCCUAUGGACUUUACCCGAUGUUCUCAUCAUACAUCUAAAGAGGUUUAGACAGGAAGGAGACCGAAGAAUGAAAUUGCAAAACAUGGUCAAGUUCCCUCUGACCGGCUUGGAUAUGACCCCUCACGUCGUCAAACGCAGUCAGAGUAGCUGGAGUCUGCCAUCUCACUGGUCCCCAUGGAGACGACCCUACGGUCUUGGAAGGGAUCCCGAGGAUUAUGUCUACGACCUGUAUGCGGUGUGCAAUCACCAUGGCACUAUGCAAGGAGGGCACUAUACAGCAUAUUGUAAGAACUCUGUAGAUGGCUUGUGGUACUGCUUCGAUGAUACUGACGUGCAGCAGUUGGCAGAAAAUGAAGUCUGCAAGCAGACCGCUUAUAUCCUCUUCUACCAGAGGCGCACGACGAUCCCAUCCUGGUCGGCUAACAGCUCUGUGGCAGGCUCUACAAGCUCUUCUCUGUGUGAACACUGGGUGAGCCGGCUUCCUGGCAGCAAACAGCCCAGCAUCGCCUCAGCAGCUUCCUCCCGACGCACGUCUCUGGCCUCGCUUUCAGAAUCGGUUGAGCUGACGGGGGAAAGGAGUGAAGAUGAUGGGGGGUUCUCGACUCGACCCUUUGUAAGAAGCGUCCAGCGUCAGAGUUUGUCUUCUAGAUCCUCUGUCACCAGCCCUCUGGCAGUAAAUGAAAAUGGUGUUCGGCCAUCCUGGUCGCUGUCUGCGAAGCUGCAGAUGCGCUCCAACUCUCCUUCACGCUUCUCUGGAGAUUCCCCUGUGCGCACUUCUGCCUCGACACUGGAGAAGAUCGGGGAGGCUGCUGAUGAUAAAGUGUCCACCUCCUGCUUUGGCAGCUUAAGGAAUCUCUCCAGUAGUUACCCGGAACCAAGUGACAGCAGCAGCAGGCGAGAACAUAGGACGGUGGGCAGAGCCCCUCUGGCUGUCAUGGAAGGGGUGUUCAGAGAGGAAUCUGCUGCAAGGAAAUCAAAUUCUGCUUUCAUGGACCCAUAUGGGAAAAGCUCGGUGCAAGCAGACAGGAGCCAUCUGGCUCUGGACCCUUUUGAUAACAACAAUCAAAUUGCUUUUGUGGAUCAGAGUGACUCUGUAGAGAGCUCUCCAGUCAAAGAGGUGAAAGCCCCCAGUGGGACAGGGCUGCUCUCUGAGAAGGCAGAUGGCACCCCCAAGAAGGCUCCCAGCUCCAAAGGCAUUUCUGAGCCAGAUAAAAAUUUGAGGAAAGGAAGGACAGUCUUGUCUAGCCAAGAAUCCCCAAUUUCUCACCCCUCUCCUGCCUCUGCCCCUCCUUUAAAGACCUCUCAGAAGGUUUCCCGGUCCAGAAGCAAGACAGAUUCUUCCAGGGCCAGUGGGCGACAUGCAUCUCCUGCUUCUGGCCAGGCUAGAAAGGAAUCUGGCACCAAACUCCAGGAAAGCCAGGCUUUGUCAUCGACUCAACAGAAACACAAGUCAGUUUCUUCCCCAUCCUCCACAGCUGCCAAGAAAACCACUUCGGGGUCAGUGACACGGGGGCCCUCUGCUGGGAAGAGCCUCAGCAGGGAGGGCUCCAAGGUAAGCCUUGGCUCGGAUAAGACCAGUGUCAUUUCCAGCUCAAGAACCAGCUCUCCUCGGAUAAGCCAGCCUAGAAGCGAGAGCAGAGCAAUGGACAGCAAGCAUGUGCGGAGCAACUCCAUGGCCAGCCUGAGGUCCCCAAGCAUCAGCAUGCGUUCCGGUUUAAAGAGGGACAGCAAGUCGGAAGAUAAAGGGCUGUCUUUCUUCAAAUCAGCCCUGAGGCAGAAGGAGACCCGACGGUCGGCUGAUCUGGGAAAGACGACAAUGCUUUCAAAAAAGACUGCAGGUGGCUCCUCCAAGCCAGGCAGUAAAAAUGUGGCAGAAGACAAGUCAGAGAAGAGCAGCCUCCCACCAUCCUCUCACGCAAACCCCAACAUUGCUGCAAAAGAGAAGCUUGCCCUGAAAGAUGCCACGCCCAGCAAACAUUCUCUGCUGUCCAGCCGCAAAUCCAAGUCUUCCCAGCUAGACCCCGGAGCACAGUCUCCUUCCAGUGACAAACAGUCUGCUGACAAGUCAUUGAAAAAGUUACCUUCCAGCAUGCACAUGUCUGCACGGCCUUCUCCGAAACCUCAGUGAGAUGCUGCAAUCCAGGUGUUUUUUUCUUCUGCUGAGAGCUAAUUUAUUCUGAGUUCUUGUUGUUUUUUUUGUUCAUGUGCCUAAUGUGUGUUUGAGGAGAACUUAACUGCAAAUUGGUAAAGCGCCUUUUGAUUCUGCCAUCAAACCAAAUAGCCCCAGCUGGCCAGCACUGAUACCAAGUGAAGUCCAGCUGGAGUCAUAGAACAUGAACGCAGCUGUCCCAUAGCACUUGUACAGAAGUCUCUUUAUAGAAAAAUGCAACAACUUUCUUCAGACAGCAGGUUUGAAACCUGUACCCAGUUAUACUGUAAUUAGCGUGCUUUAUAGAACUGUGAACUAAUAUUCCAUUGGUUUUAGUCUAAGCAGGCUCCAUCUGUGGUGAUGGGUGACCUGGUUCUUGGCUGCAGAAGAUGCUAAGGGACCUGUGAAAAAGAGAGACUGCCGCUUCUUUGUGCUGUCCCCAAUCCCCCAUUUUUCAAGCUUUUUAAAGGGCAAUAUCUCAACACUAAUGUUGUUUCUCAGGUAUAUACUCAGCCAGUAUAGGAGGGUUAGCAUUAGUGACUGGACAGAUCCAAAGGGUACUCCCAUGUAUGUGUGUGCAGAACAGUUUUCAUAUUUUCAUUCCAACAGGCUUAAUUUUUUUUAUAAAAUAUAACUUGCAUUUUGUUGUUGCCAUAUCUGAAGACUCCACUGUCUGCUCCAACUUCCUUCUUCCUUUGAGGUGUUACACUACGCAACAGAGAAAAUGACUAGUUGGUGCCAGCCACUAGCAGUGAAAUGUCCAAGGUGAAAGAUAUUACAAUACCUAGAAAGACAGCUGGAAUUCUUAGUCUUAAAUAAUAGUGAAGCUGGUAGGACCCUUAUCGUUAAACCCCCGAGAAGAAUUUUCUAACACACAUGCUCAGAUGCUUAAUUGGCAUCUCUCUAUCUGCAGGAGAAGUGAAUAGAUGUACCACAUGUUCUCUGCUCCCUUUUUGCAUUUUCCGAGUGUGUUUCAACGCACCUCUGUAUGGCCAGGCCAAAAUGCUGUGCGGUUGUAUUUUGACCAAUAGUGUAGUCCCACAUUCUUCUCUUCAUUCUACAUUUCUAAUGCUUGCUGACGGGUCCAACUGCAACAAUGUCUUACAAGACAGGUCUGGUUUCUGAUCAGAUGAGGAAUUCUGUCAGGGUUAAAACACUACAUCGGCAACAUCUUUGCACACACUGUCUCUCUGAAAGGUGGCUUCUCUUCCCUGAAGUCCUUUGAUACACACGUGGCAUUGUCUGUUUUUAUUUCAUGAGCUGAUGAUGAAUUGCAUUCUCAUUUUAAGAAAACAACAAACUGUGUCCUUCAUGUAUGGAAUCGUGUUUUGUGAUAAAUGGUGUAUGAUAGCUCAGUUGUACUGUGUGCACAAAUCAUCUGCAGUUUACAUUAUUAUGUACAUUCAUUCUUUGUCUGUCACAUGAACACUUCUGGCUCUGUGAGCUUAGUGUGUGGACAGACCUAUUUAUUAACCUUUCCUGCUCAGUAUUACAGUAACAAAUGACCCUGGAACAAAUAGUUAUUAUUAAAUAUCCGGUUCAAUCUCCUCUCUUGAACCUGUUGGGAAAGUUGCUCACAGGUCACUGAUCGUGGCUGCUCCUUGAUCACUUACACUUAGCUUAUCUGCAACAAGGUGUUGAGAGAUUUACUUUCAGGGUAGCUUUAUCUUGGUAAUACACACGACUUGCAUAUACAGCCUCAUACGUGAUUGUGCAUACCACAAAGCUCUGUGUAACCUGUGAAUAUGAACCCAUGUGCAGUGUAACCCACACCAUCCAGUCCAGACCAUACCCUCUGCAGGACAAGCAUUCUUGAUCCCCAGAAGCAGUGCUAGUAGCCUGUAACACUUCUCUGUACUCGGCCUGACUUUCCAUGUCGUGGAUUAUGUUUUAAAACCCAAACAUGGCCAUUUUCUCCAUUCAUUCCUGUUCCUAUAUCACACUUAAUGGAGCAAAAAGGGGGCAAGAAGCAUAGAAAAUUGAUCUUAAUUUGUGAAGCUGGAUUGAUUUGUUUCUUGUACUCUGUUUCCUGAACAGGCAGGAGUUACUGGGCAUAUUCCUCUAGUGGUAAAUUUCUACCUAAAACUUCUGAUAUUGAAGCAUUAGUUUAAGGCUUUGUCGUCUUGAGAGUGCAAACCAUGGUAUCUCCUUAGUUGCAACAGCUCUUCUAGCAGGAACACCGUUCCAGUAGCCACUGCUAACAUGGUUGGACCUCUCACUAUAGACCGGGCCUAGUUUGCCACCUCAUUAGAAAGUGUGUCAUUGUGCAAAGUGACCUUAUGGAAUAGCUUCCCCCUCUUGUGCACUCAUUCAUUGAGCAAUUCCUGUAUUACAUACAGCUGAAAGUUGGUUUAGGGUUUCCAAGUGGUAGCUUUACUUCUUGUGUUCACUGCCUUAUUGAAGCAAAUUUGCAGCAAUGACUGAAAUUGUGUUGUAGACCAAUGCUAAUCCAGUGUGCUGGUACCAUGUGGUGAGUUUGCUAUAUAGACAUAGGCUGCAGCACCAAAAUGGGAGCAAGAAGUUUGUUGCCAAAUAUUCCAACAGUUAAGAUAAAAAACAGCCAAACUGCCCCGUUCUGGUAGGUAACGCCAAUCUUUCUCUGGGGUCUGCUGAUAAUCCCUCCUUGGGAAUUCCCACUAGCUCCAAAAUCCUCUCUCUCCUUCUGCAAACUGUCCAAUGUGAGUUGGUACCUGCGCCUUUGAAAGCGGGAUACACAGGACCCUGGCGUCUGGUCAAUCCCGCCCAUCUGAAGUUUUUAGAAUAUCACCCUCUUCCCAUUAAUUUUCAUCUCGGGGGAAGAGUGUAAGAACAAAAUCUCUCCUUCAAGUGAGUGACAUGCUGUUCUCCUGUGGCAGACUGCCUGCACUUCUGAUAUAUUUUUGAGUAGGCAGGCUGAGCCAUACAGCAAAUCACUUCAGUUUAUAUAGGGCAGUGGAUUUCUGUUGGUGGUCUCAUAAAGUGCACAACAAAGUGAAUAAAAUAUGAUGGCCGUGACUCUUAACAGUAACUAGAACUGGAGCUGUGUCUUUAUGGGCAGAUGAAACACGAACACAAAACUAUCUGGAAAGUGUCGCGGUCGUUCACUGCUUUC